AUGGCGUGUCAGCUACAGAAUGAGAUCUGUGAACGCGUGCGUUGCCUGUGCAAGCUGUCUGACGUUGUGUCUGUGCUGGAUCUGCUGCUUUCAUUUGCCCACGCCUGCGCCCUUUCUGAUUGUGAAUUUACCGAUACUUUAGCGAUCAAGCAGGGCUGGCAUCCCAUUCUUGAAAAGACAGCUCUGGCAAAACCUGUGGCUAGCAACACAUCCCUGACAGAGGUCAACGGUCUUGUCAUUGUUACAGGACCAAAGCACAGGCGGAAGAGCGCUCCGGAGAUGAUGAAGCAGAGAGCUGCGCACCAGUUAGCAACGAGCUUGGUUCAGACUGCCAGCAAUUCUCAGCUGGACCCUGGCAGUUGGCGUGGACAUUGGAAAGCUCUGAAGAGAAAGUAGGUAGCCAGUUGUCCCACACCUGGAAAAAAUGAUGAGCAACAGUAACAUGUAACAGAGGCUGCUGCUCUAGUUUUUACGACUGCAUGAUGAUUCUGGUUUUUCCCACAGUGUUAGUGCUGUCUUUUCACGUGGUGUUAUAUUUUUAAUUCAUAGUGCAAAUUACACUCAGUGAUGGAAGAUCAUAUCCUUUAUGGGUGUCCCCCCCCCGCUCCCCCAGCAUAACUGGAAUGAAAGCAUUUGCCUUCUAUGUGAAACACAAUUCAUUUGGAUGAUAAACUGUAUAAUUUUCAUCAUUUUAGAGCAGUGCUGAGAGGAUAGGGAAGAACUGGGCCAGAGUACUAAGGAACUCAGAAUUUCACGUGUGACACAGAAGAAAGCUCAGAUUGCAGAAAGGGAAACGUGCCCAAAUCGGCUCAAAGUAGCAGUGUUGCUGCCUGUUGUCGUUCAGUUGUGUCUUCUGAAAAUGAGACCGUUCUAAUCAUUGUGCUGUGCUCAACACUUGUCACUUCUCCCAGUGCCAGGAAACAGGUGAGGCUCAAAGCAACUGUAAAGAAUUUGGAUGUGUGAA
Molecule: messenger RNA, 964 nt
Organism: Catharus ustulatus (Swainson's thrush)
Lineage: Eukaryota; Metazoa; Chordata; Aves; Passeriformes; Turdidae
Product: mutS protein homolog 4-like
Exons: 3
Coding region: 1-396 (131 amino acids)
Source: RefSeq, a predicted model, not a curated record